Balaenoptera acutorostrata (minke whale) is the source of this 3471-nucleotide messenger RNA. RefSeq names its product 1-acylglycerol-3-phosphate O-acyltransferase 4 (gene AGPAT4). Gene Ontology annotation, molecular function: 1-acylglycerol-3-phosphate O-acyltransferase activity. The transcript is spliced from 10 exons. Bases 281 to 1417 code for a protein of 378 amino acids. Gene Ontology annotation, cellular component: endomembrane system; mitochondrial outer membrane. NCBI's taxonomy places the organism in Eukaryota, Metazoa, Chordata, Mammalia, Artiodactyla, Balaenopteridae. The record is from RefSeq and is a predicted model, not a curated record.
GGGUGGAGUCUCGCUUUUUCUUUCCAGUGUUGGCUGACUUACAGCUCCUAUAAACUAGUGGCAAUUUCUGCACCCCAGCCUGCUCCCUUUCAGUUUCUGAUUUCUAAGUCCAUGUGUCCAGGGCUGCCAGAAAGGAGCCUAUGACUUUCCUCAUCAUCUCUGGGAAUUAGAAAAAGGAAUGAUUUGAUGUUAAUGCGUAUUCCUGAGUGCCGGCCUUCCUCCCCUCUGGACAUAGUCUGCGGCGGGUGUUUGUUGUUUGGUGGAGGAGCUCCCACCCAGCAUGGACCUCAUCGCGCUGCUGAAGUCUCAGUUCCUGUGCCAUCUCAUCUUCUGUUACGUAUUUAUCGCCUCGGGGCUCAUCAUCAACACCAUUCAGCUCUUCACUCUCCUCCUCUGGCCAAUUAACAAGCAACUCUUCCGGAAGAUCAACUGCCGGCUCUCCUACUGCAUCUCCAGCCAGCUGGUGAUGUUGCUGGAAUGGUGGUCAGGCACGGAGUGCGUCAUCCACACGGACCCCCAGGCCUACCCCAAGUACGGGAAGGAAAACGCCAUCGUUGUUCUGAACCACAAGUUUGAGAUCGACUUUCUCUGCGGUUGGAGCCUGGCCGAGCGCUUCGGGGUCUUAGGGGGCUCCAAGGUCCUGGCCAAGAAGGAGCUGGCCUACGUCCCCAUAAUCGGCUGGAUGUGGUACUUCACGGAGAUGGUCUUCUGCACGCGCAAGUGGGAGCAGGACCGCAAGACCGUCUCUGAGAGCCUGCUGCACCUGCGGGACUACCCCGAGAAGUACUUCUUCCUGAUUCACUGCGAGGGCACGCGGUUCACGGAGAAGAAGCACCAGAUAAGCAUGCAGGUGGCCCAGGCCAAGGGGCUGCCCGGCCUCAAGCACCACCUGCUGCCUCGCACCAAGGGCUUCGCCAUCACCGUGAGGAGUUUGAGAAAUGUAGUUUCAGCUGUAUAUGACUGUACACUCAAUUUCAGAAAUAAUGAAAAUCCAACACUGCUGGGAGUCCUAAAUGGAAAGAAAUACCACGCAGAUUUAUACGUUAGGCGGAUCCCUUUAGGAGAAGUCCCAGAAGAUGAGGACAGGUGCGCGGCCUGGCUGCACAAGCUCUACCAGGAGAAGGACGCCCUCCAGGAGGAGUACUCCCGCACGGGCACCUUCCCCGGGACGCCCAUGGUGCCCCCGCGGCGGCCCUGGACGCUCAUCAACUGGCUGUUCUGGGCCUCGCUGCUGCUCUACCCGUUCUUCCGCUUCCUCGUCAACAUGGUCAGCAGCGGCUCCUCCCUGACGCUGGCCAGCUUCGUCCUCGUCUUCUUCGUGGCCUCCGUGGGGGUCCGAUGGAUGAUUGGCGUCACAGAAAUUGACAAGGGCUCCGCCUACGGCAACAUGGACAGCAAACUGAAACACAGCAGCUGAGCCAGGACGCACCGCCAUCCAGAGGGGGCCUUGCAGGACUGGGGGACGCCGCCAUUGUCCUCGGAGGGACCCAGUGGUGCAGCUGGGUGAGCCCCUGCUGGGGAGGCAGGGGCAUGGCCUCAGCGCCAGAUGGGGAGGAAGAUGUGCUUAAAUCCUUUCCCCCCGUGCUUUAGUGGGCUUCGGUUCUCCUUCUUUCUGUGUGAGUCUGUGUGAGCGUGUGUACGUGCGAUGAGAAAGACCACGUGUGAGUGAGAAUGAGGUGCGGGUGAGUGUGAUCAUUCAGAGGGUACUUGAGGUGCAGGGGGAGGGCAGAAGUGGGGAACACUGGGGGAGUUCCCUUCCAUCCUUUGGUGCUGAGUUUUCUGUAACCCUGGAUUGCCACAGAGUGAGAGUCACUUUAGGUAAGAUGACUAAAUUAAAGUGUUUGGCUCCUCUGUGGUGUGUUCACACAGCCCGCGCCCUCCUUCCGUUCAGCCCCUGCCUCGCGUUUUGGAGUCUGGACCACGGUGCUCUGGAGGGUGCUCACAAGGAGCGGUCUGGGGGGAAGAGGGCCCGCGGGCCGGGGUGGCUAGAGGAGGUGGGUUUGCAAACGCAGGAGCCUGCGAGUGUCUGCGUGGAGACGGCAGGCCAGGAGGCUAGCUGAGCCGUGUCCGCGGGACACGGUGACGGGGCCCCUGGGAGGCGGCUCUGGUUCCCCAGUCGCCCUGCAGCGGAGUCUCUCUCUGGCCUAAGUCUUGAAGAUGCGCCCAAUUUCCCGAAGACCCGCAUCUCGACGCUGAACAUUAAAAUAAAGCCUGGGCGUUCUGCAGCGAUUUGAGAGAUGACUUUACAACCUCUGCUCAUCUCGGCAGCAAGCAGAAAUUGGUCCCCAAACAAAUGCAGGCUCACUUUAACAGAGGGCCACGCCGGAGCCCAGGAGCUCCUCUGAGCAGGGUCAGGCUGAGCAGACAUUGUGGUACGUGGUCCCCCUGGGCUUUUGCUUUCCUUCUGGAAGCCCAGACUGCCACGACGCGGAAGAGCUCUCUGCUCCUUGGCACCUAGGACCGUCUUUGGAGUAAUGGUCCACGUGCAGGAUUUCGGCAAACUGCUGCCAGUCAACAGACGCCAGAUGCAAAACCAGAACAAAGAAAAGCAGUAAUAUUUCCGGAGGAGAACAAUUAGAUACCAGACACCAUGGGAUCUCAGGCCAAGACGCCGCAGCACUGGGUGGGCCUGGUGGGUACGUGCGCUGAGCUGGAGAAGCCUUUCUCCCUGGACUGCCCCAUGCCACCCGGUACUUACCUCCUAUUUUGCUGCGAUUAUGUAAGAAGGGAUGAACGGUCCCAUAUCAAAGUUGGCCAAAUACUAUUUAAAGGCUUAUUCUAUUCCGAAUCAUGUCCCACAUUUGCUUUUAGUCACUGAGUGCUUACUAAGCACAAGUGCAGUUACGAGAGGGUUUAAGAGAAGCUCUCUGCUUACGGGACCAAUGAUACAAAUCAGCAGAAGUGAAAAGGGGAACAUCCUGGCGUAGUUGUGGGAAGAGAGUGUUGGUGAGGCUGGGGUGAGUGGACUCUUACUGGAGUCCCCGAGGGCAGGGUGGGGCCUUUCCGGCCCUGCCUAAGGCCACGUGCAUAAGGCCACGUGCCAGUUCCAAACGCGUUCCAAACGCCGCCUCCCCUCAAGAGCAGAGCUCUGCGGGCAGCAGCCCAGGGAUAAGCGCCUCAGGUGUGCACCCGUGUUCCCGCGUGUCGGCUCACACCUGGGCCGUUCUACCCUGGUGUCUGCUAGCUCUGUGGGAGAAGACAGAGUAGAGCAGUCAGAAGCACUGGCCGUGCUCCGAGCUACAAGGUUCACCCUUAAUGGAACCCUGCAGCUAAGUCCCUGUAAGACCUUGUGCGAGCCAUUUUACCUCUGUUUUCCCAACUGUAAAAUGGGGGUGAUGAUAACACCUAUCUCUUGAGUUGUCUCCAGGGUGAAAUGAAGCAGUAUAUGUGAUCACAUUUUAAGACUCCUAAAGCAUUAAAUAAAUAAGGGGGAAAGCUUAGAAAGUUGCCUCCACGCUGCUACUUCUCAAA